Molecule: messenger RNA, 3593 nt
Organism: Alosa sapidissima (American shad)
Lineage: Eukaryota; Metazoa; Chordata; Actinopteri; Clupeiformes; Clupeidae
Gene: tbc1d5
Product: TBC1 domain family, member 5
Exons: 22
Coding region: 115-2676 (853 amino acids)
Biological process (GO): activation of GTPase activity
Molecular function (GO): GTPase activator activity
Source: RefSeq, a predicted model, not a curated record
GCGCGUCACGUGCAUGAUCAGCUGGUCAGCGACACAUCCGCCUGACUCGCGCGAGUGUUUACAUGCAGACUGGCAGAAGCAGAAUGGGGGUACUCUUAUAAAACUUUUCAGGACAUGCAGCACCCAAACUUUGAGACAAGGCACCCUCUGCAGGCGGAGGAGCAGGAGACAGGAUAUGACCCGCUGCAGAACUUCAACAGGAACCGCGGAGGAUCACUGGACAGUGGGUCAACACCAGAAUCUACAUUCCUCUCGUACAGGAAAGAGUGGGAUGAAUUGUUCCAGAACAGCAACUACCUGCCGCGCAUCAGGCAAGCAGGCAUAAAUGGCCGAUUGCGGAGCAGCCGAUUCCGGAGUGUGUGCUGGAAGCUGUACCUGGACGUGCUUCCAGAAGAUAAGACUCAGUGGAUCAACAAGACCAAGGAGCUCCGAGACCAGUAUGAGAAAAUCAAAGAGAUGCACAUCACAAACCCACGGAAAGCUGCUGGCCAACAGGACCUGGUAGUGAACAACCCUCUUUCCCAGGAUGAGGGGAGCUUGUGGAAUAAGUUCUUUCAAGACAAGGAGCUCCGGAGUAUGAUCAAACAAGACGUCAUGAGAACGUUCCCAGAGAUGAGGUAUUUCCAGGAGGAAGAUGUGAGGACAAAACUCACUGACAUUCUCUUCUGUUACGCCCGAGAGAACCAGCAGCUGCUCUACAAACAGGGCAUGCACGAGCUGUUGGCUCCCAUAGUGUUUGUGCUGCACUGUGAUCACCAGGCCUUCCAGCACGCCAGUGAAACCGCCAAUCCCAGUGAAGAGAUGAAGGAACUGUUGAAUCCCAUUUUCCAUGAACAUGAUGCCUAUGCUAUGUUCUCCCAGCUGAUGGAGACGGCAGAACCUUGGUUCUCCAGCUAUGAACGGGAGGUCAGGAAGGGUAAAGAGGAGAUGAUGACCAGCAUGCCCUUUGCCCGACCGCAGGAUGCUGGCCCGUCGGUUGCUGUAGUUACCAAAGUGAACCGCAUUCAGGAGCAGCUGGUAAAGAAGCAUGAUAUCGAGCUACACAUGCACCUCAAUCGCUUGGAGAUUGCACCGCAGAUCUACGGCAUUCGCUGGGUGCGUCUGCUGUUUGGAAGAGAGUUCCCGCUGCAGGAUCUGUUGGUGGUGUGGGAUGCUCUGUUUGCAGACAGCAUCACUCUGGACCUGGUGGACUACGUGUUUGUAGCCAUGCUGCUGUACAUUAGAGAUGCAUUGAUUGCCAGUAACUUCCAGACGUGUCUGGGCCUUCUGAUGCACUACCCCCCAGUUGGAGAUAUCCAUUCCCUGCUGCAGAAGUCACUGUUCCUUAGAGACCCAAAGAAUAAUCCUCGGCCGGUAAACUAUCAGUUCCAGCAGAACCUGGAUUAUUACAAAACCCGUGGUGCGGACCUGGUCAACAAGACACGUAGUGCAAGUACUAAAGCGCCCCCCCUCAACAUAAACAAGGUCUCCAGCUCUUUGCUGAGUUUUGGCCGUAAGCUCAUCGCCCCGGCGAUUUCAGGCGGAGCUACCACCGGCAUCUCGCCAAUCAACAGUGAGGUACUGUCGGCCACGCCCAUCCCAGCAGCCACCCGCCAGUCAGCAGAGCCAGCCAGCGCAGGCCCCACCCCCUCACACUCGGCCGUGUCGCACACACAGACGCAGUCGCACCGACUACUCAAGUCUGAGAGCAUGCCUGUGCAGCUGAGCAAAGAUGUAGGCUCUAGUGGGUCUCAGGUGUCUCUCCCUGCCCAGAUUCUUUCUGAUACCCCAGGCUACUCCUCCAGAACAGUUAGCUCCUCCCCCAGUAUUGAGAGUCUGUCUAGUGGGCGUGAUCAUGCAAUGUCGUCCCCGCCCCUUCCUGCAUCCAGGGGGCGGGACUCCAGCACGUCGUCUCCUCCCCUCUCGGCCACUAAGAAGGACUCGUUCUUCAACAUCAGCCGCUCGCGAUCCCACAGCAAGACCAUGGGCAAGAGGGAUACGGUCAGUCAACCACAGCUGUGUGUGGGCAAGAGGGAUACGGAGGAGCUGGAGAACCAGGUGUCAUUACUGCAGGGUCAGAUUAAUGACCUGGAGGCCAUGAGCAAAUACUGUGCCAAGAUGAUGAAUGUGCACAUCGGCAAAAUCCAGGAAGUGAUUUUGCAGGAGCAUCUGCAGAAAGAGGAUGAGGUUUUGGUGUCACUGGCUGGACUAAAGCAGAUAAAGGAUAUCCUCAAGGGGGCGCUCCGCUUCAACCAGAGUCAGCUGGAGGCAGAGGAGAAUGAGGAAAUCACCAUUGCAGAUGAUCACUACUGCUCCACUGGUGCCCACGCACACACACACACACACACUCACACACACCCUCACGCACCUCAGCAGAAGCCAAUGGAGCAGGAACUGGAAACUCGCCAGCUCACAAACGCUGAAAGGGGAACACCUCCAACGAUACCCCAACAGCAGGCUCCAGAGAGUCGUAACUGGGACGACUACAUCCUGGUUUCCCAGGACGGCGAGGGCGACGGUGAUGCAGACCGCGAGGGCGAGGGGGAGCUUCCUCCGGCCGAGGCUCAGCCCACACCCGUCAAGCCCCCCUUCCACGACCCCCUGACCUUAACCACUUCAGGGUCGUCCAGCCCAGAGGAGGGCAGCACCAACAGCAAAGACUCCGACUUCACCAUCGUCAACCCUGCCGACCUCUAACCUCUGAACCUGCCCAGGCAGCAGCCAGAUCUGGCCCUGAUCUGGCUCAGAGCUGUGCCACCGCCGGCUGCUGUCUGGGAUGCGGCCCUUAGCCCCUGUCUGUAUCAUAUACUGUACCAUAAGCCCAGUCCCCUGUCCUGUCCUCAGAAUGGAGCAGAGCAGAACAGCGCGUUUCCCUCUCUGGCCACUAGGUGCUGCUGCUGUGCGAGUGAACAAAAAGCUGCUCCACUCUGUCUAUGGGCAGUACGCUUUAUUCCAGAUGCUCUGUAGACGCGUCUAACAUCCUCUCCUCUCUCCUCUCUCCUCCUACUCCUCCCUCCCUCCCCUUUUCUCUCUCUCUAGCUCGCUAUAAAUAAUUGUACGACUGUAAUUAAAUGUUUAUCUGUCGGUUGAAGGAGUCUUCAUUCCGAUGCUAAUUCAGUAUAUACUAUAGAUAUGCCAUCAGCCCCUUGUCUCCUUCAACAUUGUCCUACACACACACACACACACACACACACACACACACACCCCACCCAUUGUGAUUGGCUCAGUGCCUGGAUGAUACUUAGAUCUGUGAUAAUUUUUUUUUGUUUUGUUUUGUUAUUGUUACUUUUUUUUUAAUAAAACCCUUUAUUUUAACUUUUUGAUUACCAUCCAGAAAAAAAUAUUUAAUUAUUUAAAAACUCAGCACAUUUUUUUUUCAUUGUAUUUUUUUUGUUGUUGAUAAUAUGACUUCUUUUUUACAUUUUAUGUAGAUGUCAUUUACAGUACCUUCUUGUCCUGAGUUACUGUCCUAUCGAUUCCUGUUGUUACCAUGGUUACCAUGUCUUCGCCAAUUUGGGGAAGUGACAUAACCUCCCCCCCCCACACACACACACACUCCCCUUCCCUGUGCUGGAAUCUUAUCAAAUACAGAUCAAUAAAGGCUCAUACCUACA